Messenger RNA from Lepisosteus oculatus (spotted gar), 5554 nucleotides. RefSeq names its product adenosine deaminase RNA specific B2 (inactive) (gene adarb2). Gene Ontology annotation, biological process: adenosine to inosine editing; RNA processing. Gene Ontology annotation, molecular function: double-stranded RNA adenosine deaminase activity; double-stranded RNA binding; tRNA-specific adenosine deaminase activity. NCBI's taxonomy places the organism in Eukaryota, Metazoa, Chordata, Actinopteri, Semionotiformes, Lepisosteidae. The record is from RefSeq and is a predicted model, not a curated record. Gene Ontology annotation, cellular component: nucleolus; cytoplasm.
CAGAGGUGCAGAAACUAGAAGCAGAGCAUUUACAGCCCUGCGUGAAAAAGGCGGCUCUACUGAAAGCUAUCUCACUGUGAUGCUGAUACAGCCUCUCCUAGAGGCUCGCAUGAGUUUAAUAAAUUAUUGUGCAGACAGUGCUUCAACAGCAAGGGUAACCAAUAAAGAGUUCCUGAAGGAAUAAAGAGAGAAAAUAAGCUGCCGCGUCAACGGUGUUAGGUUAGAAAGUGAGCACGGCAACCUAGGACACAUCAUAAACGAAAACAAAGGUUAUAUUUAACGUUGUCCCAGAGCUACAUCGAUGGCAUCAGUUCUUGGAAACAGCACCCGCGCUUCGGGAACUCCUAACAGCCAACUCAAAUGCAAGUUCAAAAGAAGAAGGAGGAGGAGGUCGAAGAGAAAAGAGAGAGUCAGUAUGUUAUCUGCUUUCAUUGGUCCUUUCAAAUAUUUGAGCCCUGGAACUACAACAACAGAAGAUGAAGACACUUUAAGCACCAGUAGUGCUGAAGUGAAAGAGAACCGAAAUGUUGGUAACUUAGAGGACCGUGCCAUUGUUCCUGUGGAUCACCAGGGAUUCUAUUGUACUGAUAUGUCCCGAAGUGGGACUUCUGGUCUUAAAAGGAAAAGGCCUCUGGAGGAAGGAAAUAGUGGACACCUCUGCAAGCUACAGUUGAUCUACAAGAAACUCUCAUGGUCGGUCACACCAAAGAAUGCCCUGGUUCAGCUGAAUGAGCUGAAACCUGGUUUACAGUACAAGAUGGUUUCACAGACAGGGCCCGUGCACGCCCCUGUGUUCUCCAUUGCUGUGGAGGUAAAUGGGUUCACGUUCGAAGGCACUGGCCCAACAAAGAAGAAAGCGAAGAUGAGGGCAGCCGAGCUCGCGCUUAAGUCCUUCGUUCAGUUCCCCAACGCGUCACAGGCUCACUUUGCGAUGGGAAACCUCAGCAACCCCUCUACAGACUUCACCUCCGACCAGGCAGAUUUCCCUGACACUUUGUUCAAAGAAUUUGAGCCAUCAGCCCGCAGUGAUAACUUCCCGUGCUAUAGGUCCACAGAAAAUGAAUUGCUAUCCGGCACUUGCCGGCACGGGAGAUUACUCUGCCACACGUUGGACUUAAUGGUCCAAGCCAAACAAAACAAGCAGAAGACGGCGUCCCCGGCAGAGAGCGAAAAGAACCCAGUGGUGCUGCUAAAUGAGCUGCGACCAGGACUGAGGUACAUUUGCCUCUCGGAGACUGUGGAGAGGCAGCACAUCAAGAGUUUUGUAAUGGCAGUGAGGGUUGAUGGGAGAAUAUUUGAAGGCUCUGGACGCAGCAAGAAGCUGGCAAAAACCCAGGCAGCACAAACAGCACUGCAGGCCCUCUUUAACAUCAGGUUGGCACCCGGGGGGAGGACCAGCCAUAUACCCAGCAGGAGUAAAUGCCCUCAUUUACCGCAGGAGUUUGCAGAUUCAAUAUUCCAAUUGGUGACCAAGAAAUACAGCGAGCUGGCAGACAGCUGCACGUCCUUGCACGCACGCCACAAAGUCUUGGCAGGAAUCGUAAUGACCAGAGGUUUAGAUGUUCGACAAGCACAGGUGGUCGCAAUAUCUACUGGCACCAAAUGUAUCAAUGGUGAAUAUAUCAGUGACCGGGGACUUGUUGUCAAUGACUGCCAUGCAGAAAUCAUCGCAAGGAGAGCAUUUGUUAGAUUCCUUUACUCUCAGCUAGAGCUCCUUUCAAGCAAACGGCGAGAAGACUGGGAGCAAUCAAUCUUCAUCCGGCACAAGGAGGCAGGCUACAGACUGAGAGAAAACAUCCUGUUCCAUAUGUAUAUCAGUACUUCCCCUUGUGGAGAUGCCCGCCUCAACUCUCCCUAUGAAAUUACGGCUGACUUGAACAGCAGCAAGCACUUUGUGAGAAAGUUUCAUGGCCACCUCCGGGCUAAGAUUGAGUCUGGAGAGGGAACUCUUCCUGUCCGGUCCCGUGGGGCUUUUCAGACUUGGGAUGGAGUCAUGCAGGGGGAGCAACUAAUCACCAUGUCUUGUACGGACAAAAUCACAAGAUGGAAUGUUCUUGGCAUCCAAGGAUCACUCCUCUCUCAUCUUGUGGAGCCAGUUUAUCUGCAUAGCCUCAUUGUGGGCAGCCUACACCACACAGGUCAUCUCUCCAGGAUAGUUACUCACCGACUAGACCGCAUGGGCCACUUGCCAGCAUCUUACAAGUGCAACCAACCACUUCUCAGCGGGUUAACCAACAGCGAGAGCCACCAGCCAGGAAAGUCUCCCAGCUUCAGUGUGAACUGGACAGCAGGCGACACCGAGCUGGAGGUCAUCAAUGCGACCACAGGGAAGAGGAAGGACACAGGGACUUCAUCCCGACUCUGCAAGCAUGUGCUCUUUGCUCGCUGGGCCAAGCUCUACCGUAAGCUGAGCACGCAAGUGCCAAACCACGGGGAAAGGCCACUGAUGUACUGCGAGGCCAAGCUGGCGGCAAAAACGUACCAAACUGUCAAGCAGCAGUUGUUCAAAUCACUACAGGAGUCCGGACUGGGCACCUGGAUACGGAAACCACCUGAGCAGGAUCAGUUUCUACUGUCUGUGUAAAGUAAGAAGAGUCCAGCCACUCCCUAGGGAAAAAAAAAAGGCAGCUCCCCCAAGUGGUGUGCUAAACUCCGGCUCGCAGGCCACAUUGCCCUUCCUGCUGGGACUGGCAGUCCCCACACAAGCACAGAAAAUGAGGAAAGAAGAAGGGAUUUCGCCACAUGCACAGAACACUGAUGAUCCAUUGUCACUCCCUCCCACUUAGGCGUGCUGGGUCAGAGAGUUCCGACCCUUCUCCGAAGUGAAAGCUAGUCGUUAUCUUGUGUUUGUCGUGUCAUCAGCCAUUUUUGUGAGGUUUAUCUCUGCAGCUGUCCUCAAAUCCCGGGCAGUUAAAUUUAUACGCCAACUUGAGAUUUCUAACUGAGCUGCCCCAUGUGAGGGUGGUACAUGUUCCAUACAUUGUAAAGGUUUUUGUUUCUCACAGAUUGUUUUAAUAACUGAUUUGCUUCGACUUUGUGUGUUUUUGUUCAAUGAAAGAAAAAAUAAAUGUUUUUUAGUUGUGACUCAUAACCCCUCACCAGGUAUCACAGCAGCUGACUAUAAGGGUGAGUUUUUAAGGUACUCAUCUUUGAGAAUAUAGAAUUUUAACAUUUCUAAUGCUUUUCAUUCUUGAUACUUUUUGCCAUUGAUUUUGGGGUAUUUUUGAUAUGCAGUUUGUUAGCAACCAUGAAAGUUUAUUCCAUCCAAACAGAACAAAAAAGCUACAAUCUUAAGUUGAUGAUUAACAGUCAGGCUAAACUAUAGAUCUAAUCACACAAGCAGUCUCUUUCUGCUUGGAAGGCUUAGCAUUUCUUAAUAACACUGUAUGUUAGUGCUGUGUUUUACAUAAGACACACCUCAGACACAAUAUAAAUAAAGAAACACAGUGCUAGUGUUCUAGACACACAAAUACUGGAUCGAAAACAUAGAUGGCAAAGAGGUCUUGAAAACUAGAGAUAAAAAACACUUAAAGCAUUGGGAAACUGUGUUGGUAUCUGCAUCAUGCCCAGCUGGCCCAAACCUGAGAAAAUGAUUUGUUAUUGUUCUGUGGGUUACUGAAACCUGUCAUUAAACUCAUUUUACCACAUUAAACAUUGUGAAACAUCCCAUAACCAUGUUAUUAAUAUUAUCAAUAUGGAUUUCAGGAUGCAAAGCAAGACAGUUCUUGUAUAAAAUGUUCUUGUGUCACAUAUUUUAGACCUAUAGAACAAUGUGAUUCAGAAUGAAUUCUAUGUAAGAAAAAAAACAGAUUUAACAUUAUCCUUGUGCAUUAGUAGAGAGAAUAGUAGCUCUAAUCACACUAGGGGACAGAGAUUUCUAGUGCAUUCACUUACUCGAGUGUUUCACUGUGAAGUGAAAUAACUUCAGGCUUAAGUGUUUCCUCCACAGGGAAGUGCCUGCAGACCAGAACAGUGCUGCGUCACUCCAGACCUUAGAAUAUACUCAUUUCACCAGCAUCACCAUCUAAAAUAUAAUGCAUAUUGUUGUGAGUCAGAUUUACUGUCAUCCCUCACAGCACCUCUCCACUGCCUAGAAAUGAAUUUUAAAAAGCUUGUUAAAGCUAAACCUGUUUGUCUUGUUUAAAAUUUGCAUCCUUCUUGUCUCCUUCUGUCCUGUUUUUAAAGCUGCUUGAAGCCGAGUGGUUUUCCCUAUUUUACUAUACAGUUUUUUAGUAGCCUUUGGGAAUCAGAGGGCCUUACUCCGGGAAAAGCCUUUAAAAGCUUAAAUUUGAGCAUUUCAUUAAAUUGCUUUUAUUCUCAACUGCCCUGCUCAAGAUCAGAUUUAAUUAUUGGUGGGUGGGUGUUUUCCCAGAAGAAUCAAAAGGGUUAACUGUGAGUUUCAUUCUUUGUCCUAGGUGGUGCAUAGUAACUAUGGAAAUAUAUAGUGGCCUUUGUGUCCGUCUUCUCUUAAAAGACAUUGUGUCCUGUGAACUGCAGAAACACAUCACUGACCACUUUAAUUAAAAAGCAGUGACCCCUGGUGGUAAGAGAUGUACACUGUUUCCUUUGUCACCAUCUCCAAGGGUGGAGCACAAUUAAAGGAACAAAAAGCUAUUAUUUUUAGGAGAACAUGGCUUCUUUUGUGAAUAUGGAAUUUUGAAUUUGACUUAUUACGUGUAAACUAGGCUGAAGGGAAGAGAAGUUCACAUUUAAAAUAAUGUAAAGGCUAAUCAGACAAUACUGUAACCUUUUUGUGAAGCAGGGUACCUUAGACACAAUGUGCUGUCCUUUCUCAUGUAUGUGUAUAUAGUUUGGGUCUGAUCUGCUGGGUUUUCCCUUCAAAACUCAACUAUCCUGUUCACCACCACCUCCACGAUAAUAAUAAAUAUAACAGAAUAAUAAUCCAAGUGUUCUUUUAUAAAGAACAUGUUGUAUGUAUAUAGAUUAGGAGAGUUAAAUACAAGUUGUUUCUUGAAAAUGCUGUUCAUGUACAAUAGCUGUGAAUGAACAAUUUAAAGGAUUUGCGGGUAAUUAUUUUUUGUUAAUUUUAAUCACUAUACAUUUAGUUUGGUCUAGGAAAAUGUUCUUGGUUUUCCCUGUGACUCACAUUGUAUACAGAUCUUUUCCCCCUUUUGACUGUAGCAGUAAAAGUCCUUGAGAUGUGAGUUAGUUUCAUCUUCUGCAGCUGUGUAUCAUACAAAUUAAGUGCAAUACUCAUGUUUUUCACGUCAUGACUCAUGUCAUUUCAACAUUAUUUUAUCAGUUACAGACUUUGUAACUGGCUUGAGACACCUGGUUUUCUUACUUUUGCUUAGUACUUUAUACAAGUAAUUAUCUUCACCCUUAAAUGCUCAAAUGUGAGAAAACUUGCACAGGCAAGAUUACUAAUGUAAAGAACUGAAUACCAAGGCAUGAUUGAAUGGCAAUACUGUAUUAACGGAUGUAAAUUUGUAAUAUUUGUAAAAAAAAGCAAUGUGAAUUUAAAUAUAUGAAUAUGCUGCUAAGGUCUGUAAAUUGCACUUCAGUGAUACCUUAAGUGAAUGUUUCUGUUAAA